Messenger RNA from Oikopleura dioica, 1551 nucleotides. Lineage: Eukaryota; Metazoa; Chordata; Appendicularia; Copelata; Oikopleuridae. The record is from the annotation of a GenBank genome assembly.
AUGAUACUAAGAAGUCUGCUACUGGCUGGAGUAGCCUUGAGCUACGAACUUGCUCAAGAUGUCAUUGGAGAGGGAACCUGCUCCCUUGACAAGCAAGAAGUAACACACCCAGGCAUGUGCGAAUGCAACAAAGAAUGCUGCAAUGGCGCGGAGUCCGAGAAGAUGCUCGGUGGAUGUCCCGUUGACGUCGUUGUUGCUAUCGACAUGUGUCUUUGCACGAAUACAACUAUGUCCGCCUACAAAAGAUUUGGAAUGGAACUCAUCAACUCUCUCAACACAGAAUUCGGAAUCAGCGACAGUGAGAACUCCGCUCGACUCCAUAUUUUCCAGUUCAUGGAAGACACCCACGACGUCACCACUUUCAACACCUUCACCAAGGGAGAGCUCAUCUCCGAUGUCCUCCGAAUGGACUACCAUCAGUACCACGGAAAAGCAACUAAUGUCCGCAAAGCCGUCCAAUAUGGUGCCAAGAUCCUCCAGACCUCCGAGAGAGUCAAUGCAGAGCCACGACAAAUCUUCGUCAUGAUCACAAAUGGUUAUUCCGAUGAAGAUCUUGUUUCACAACGGGAUGUCGAAGCUGAGCUUCAGGGACUUCAAGGCGUUCCUAACUUGAGGACUGUAUUUGUCGCUAGAGGAGACAGUUCGAUUGCUGGUGACCAAAACACCCACACUAACGAAGAUGUUGCCAAGUAUUUCGAUCAACGAGAAUCUCUCGGAUCCUUCCUCGCCCCACAACAGAUUGUUAACGACAUCUCCUGCCCAGCACCACCACCAAUGAAACUCGAACGAGAAUGCAAGUGCACUUGUGACGUUCCAAUGGGUUGCCACGGUCCCCAAGGUCAGCCUGGUAACGAUGGUCGAACUGGAAAGCCUGGUAAGAAGGGUCCAUCUGGUGAACAAGGUGUUCCUGGUGAAGACGGUCCAAUGGGCGACGUUGGUGAGCAGGGUGAGCCAGGUGGAUGUGGUAUGCCUGGCCAUGCCGGCGAAAAGGGUUAUCCCGGUGAAGAUGGAACCUCUGGAAUCAACGGCGUUCGCGGACGACAGGGAGAGCGAGGUCCACCCGGUGUUCCCGGUAAAGCCGGACAAAAAGGAGAAAAGGGCGAGACUGGUGCUCCUGGAGCCCCUGGUGCCCCUGGUGUCAUUGGCGAGCCUGGUGAUCCAGGACAAGCUGGAGAACCUGGUCCACAGGGAGGACUCGACCAGAAAACUCUUAAAUGGCUUCAAUGGGAAUCAACACUCCCCAAACAUAAAUCAGAAGUAUUAUUGAUUAACACACCGUGCCUUGGAAGAAUUCUCUGCCCUUUAUUGUAUAUAUUUUACAGAGGUGCAGGAGCACUGCCCUCAAGUAUGCAUCUCGCGAACAAACCAACCACACCUGCAACAGCGAAAACAGCAUCCCGCGACAACGAAACCAUUUUCUGUAUCCUUUGGCUCGUCCUUCUCACUUCUGCGACUCCUACUAUGAAAACUUUACAUGUGAUUAGGAGCUCUCACUGGGUAUCUAUCGACAUUUCCGCGAACUUUCCAAAUUCCACCUCAAAAUUCAUUUAA